AUUGUAAAAGUAAGGAUGCUAGCUAUAAGUUGCAGAAGAAUCCGUAUGACUUCAAACUCGCAUUCAGGGCUAGCCGUGAUGGGUUCAAUCAUACUACAUUUCACCGUCGCUGCGACAACAAGGGGCCUAGCAUUCUUGUAGCAAAACUGGCAAAAUCAUCAAUAUUAAUCGGCGGGUAUAACCCUUUGGAUUGGGGAUUGUAUGGUUUCCAACAAUCACGUACAAGCUUUUUAUUUAUGCUAGAUAAGGACAAGGACCUUGAUUCCGCAACCAUAUCACGCGUAAUCAAUCCAGGCGCUGAGGCCAUUUGCUGUGAUGCAACCAAGGGACCAACAUUUGGAAGCGGGCCCGAUUUUGCAAUUAAUAAUGACAAGACUUGGACAUCAGUUCCGAAAUCGUACCCAUCGAUAUUUGAUGAUGUAAAUGGAACUAUUGAAGAUUAUGAGGUAUUUACUGUUUGCAAAAAGACAGAUCGGCAUUUUCAUAGAGAGAACAGCUCGACACUCAGAAGUCCAACAGCUGAGACUCCAACGAAUGGUAAAGGAACUAAAAAAUUAAC
Molecule: messenger RNA, 559 nt
Organism: Paraglomus brasilianum
Lineage: Eukaryota; Fungi; Glomeromycota; Glomeromycetes; Paraglomerales; Paraglomeraceae
Source: the annotation of a GenBank genome assembly